UGACAUGCAUCUACUAGACAUGGAGUCGAUGGGGAAGAGCUCUGAUGGGAAAGCCUAUGUGAUCACAGGAACAUGGAACCCAAACAUGGCCGCCUUCCAGCCUCUAAAUGAAGACACGCCCAAAGAUAAGCAGAUCUACAUGACCGUUGCAGCAGACCUGGUCGUCACUGAGGUGGUGGAGCCGGUGCGCUUCCUCAUGGAAACUCUGGUCAGGGUUUAUCCAUCAAACGAACGCUUCUGGUACUUCAGCCGCAAGACCUUCAGUGAGACUUUCUACCUCAAACUCAGACAGCAGGCACCAGAGAGGCUGGGUCAGAGCGAUGCUGUGUACGAGGUGGUGAGUCUUCAGAGGGAGGCGGAGAGAAGUAAUGAAGGAAGAGGACAACUGGCGUCGCCCACUGAGGAGGAGGAGGUUGAAGAAGAUAGCGACAGUGAAAUCUCCAGUGGGACAGGAGACGUUUCCAAAGACUGUCCUGAGAAAAUCCUGGAGUCCUGGGGAGUUAUUCUGAACAGAUGGCACGGGAAUCUGUCCACGCGUCCGAAGGGUCUGCCCUCGUUGGUGCGCAGCGGCAUUCCUGAGCCACUCAGAGCUGAAGUCUGGCAGCUGCUGGCCGGUUGCCACGACAACCACGACCUGCUUGAGCAGUACCGCAUCCUCAUCACCAAGGACUCGGCUCAGGAAGGCGUCAUCACCCGGGACAUCCACCGCACCUUCCCUGCACACGACUACUUCAAGGACUCAGAGGGAGACGGUCAGGAUUCACUUUACAAAAUCUGCAAGGCGUACUCCGUCUAUGAUGAGGAGAUUGGUUACUGUCAGGGUCAGUCGUUCCUCGCUGCUGUUCUCCUCCUGCACAUGCCCGAGGAGCAGGCCUUCUGCGUGUUGGUGAAGAUCAUGUACGAGUACGGCCUUCGAGCUCUCUACAAGAACAACUUUGAGGAUCUUCACUGCAAGUUCUACCAGCUGGAGAGGCUGAUGCAGGAACAGCUUCCAGACCUGUGGUCGCACUUCCAGGAACUGAACCUGGAGGCGCACAUGUACGCCUCCCAGUGGUUCCUCACCCUCUUCACCGCCAAGUUCCCCCUGUGCAUGGUUUUCCACAUCACUGACCUGCUGCUCUGCGAGGGUCUGAACAUCAUCUUCAAUGUGGCCCUGGCACUCCUCAAGACGUCCAAAGAGGACCUCUUGCAGGCGGACUUUGAAGGAGCUCUCAAGUUCUUCAGAGUCCAGCUCCCGAAACGCUACCGAGCCGCAGAGAACGCUCGCAGGCUCAUGGAGCAGGCCUGCAACAUCAAGGUUCCAACCAAAAAGCUGAAGAAGUUUGAGAAGGAAUAUCAGACGCUGAGAGAGAGCCAGCUGCAACAGGAAGACCCCAUCGACCGAUACCAGAGGGAGAACCGUCGUCUUCAGGAGGCCAGCAUGAGACUGGAACAGGAGAACGAUGACUUGGCCCAUGAACUGGUCACCAGUAAGAUUGCUCUCAGGAACGAUCUGGACCAGGCAGAGGACAAGGCGGAUGUUUUGAACAAAGAGCUGCUGAGCACCAAGCAGCGUCUUGUUGAGACGGAGGAGGAGAAGAGGCGACAGGAGGAGGAGACCGCUCAGCUGAAAGAAGUGUUCAGGAGGGAGCUGGAGAAGGCCGAGCUGGAGAUCAAGAAAACCACGGCGAUCAUAGCUGAAUACAAACAGAUCUGCUCCCAGCUGAGCACCAGGCUGGAAAAACAGCAGGCGGCCACAAAAGAAGAGCUGGACAUCGUCAGGAGUAAAGUGAUGGGCUGCGAGCACUGCAGGGAUCUGUUCGGCACACUCGGGUCCCUCCAGACGGCGUCCCCUGGCAGGGACCGGACGUCCAACGAGCCGCUGGACGAGGAGAAGGACGGACUGAAGGAGCAGCUGAGGCACCUGGAGCUGGAGCUGGCGCAGACCAAACUGCAACUGGUGGAGGCCAAGUGCCGCAUCCAGGAGCUCGAGCACCAGCGAGGAGUCCUGAUGAACGAGAUCCAGGCGGCCAAGAACUCCUGGCUCAGCAAGACUCUGGGCUCCCUGAAGAGCUCCUCCUCCUCCUCCUCCACCUCGUCCUCCUCCGUCUCCACAUCCCAGACCCCGUCCUCUCCAAAGGAAGGCCCUGCCUAGACGAGCCCUCCUUCCAUCUCCGUCCUCUGCAGGAUGCACACACGAGCCGAGGAACUGGAGCUGAAGAGAUGAGCAACACGGGGAUGCAGUAUUCCUUUUUUUUUUAACCCUUCAUUUGUAUCCAGCGGCAAAGCAGAGCUCGCCUGCUUCUUGGACUGCAAAGAGCUGAAAAAUGCAAGGAGAGAAACGGCGGAGGACUGGAGGAGGAGGAGCCGUCUGUUACUUAAUGUUUACAUUUCAGUGUCUGUGGAUCAGGAUCAGGUUUGAAGAGAAUUUAAAGUUCAGCAGUUCUUGUGAAAACUUUCUUUGAGGGUAUGAUCUCCAAAUUUGAAGAAAUCUGAAUCACACACACGCGCACACACACACGCUGGCAUUCCUCAUGUAGUCCAAUAACUUAGCUCCACCUUGUGGUUAGGCAGUGCUACUGCAGAGAGUUGGAUCAUUAUGUUCUUGCUGGGAGUUAAACCUUCAUGCAGUCUCUUAGUUUGAACGGUUUUUCAGAUGAAAGCGAUAAAGCUGCAGAGAUUGAAGUUUACUAAACAACAUUAUAACCGUCUUCAGCGCAGAGAAGCCACCGCACUCUAAAAAAAAAAGGAAUACUGCAUUCAGAGCAACACAUCAAGUUGUAUUUCUUUACAGUAAUAUAACGUAAACAAUGUUGUCAUAUAAAUAUGUAUAACUAAUUAUUGAUUUUUGUAAUAAUCUUGUACAGAAAAAAAAACAGGAGGAAGACUUCUUUGUUAAUUUUUUUUUAUUACUGUUUGGAUUUUUGAAUGUCAUCUCUCUAGAUGUCGACGUAAGCACAGCGUGUGAUCGAUCCGGUCGAGUCCAAACGCUGAAGGGUUCAAGUGACAACCUGCAGGUCUUUUUGUGGAUGUUCUGACGUCCUCAUCAGCCGGGGCUUAAAAUGACCCGAUCAUAUCUCUGAGAGGAUGUUUUUACUCCCAGAUCAAGCUCAUUAAAGUCUUUCUUUUUUUUAUUAAAGACCAGAUUUUAAACAUGUUACUUUUUUUAAACUCAUCUCCUGAGUCAGUUAGAGAUGUCAUCCAGGGAAGCAAAUUCAGACGGUGGAGUACAGGUGGAAGAUAGCUUUAUCUAUGAGAUCAAACAUUUCUGUUUAAUGCAACGCUUUGUACACAACAGCAAUCGCUGAAUAAACAACAAGCUAAAUAUUAACGAGCAUGACUAAGUUGUAAACCCACCAAAUGUUGCCAAAUACGCCAUUUAGACAGCUGUGCCAACCACCUUCUUUCCCCUUUGUCGUGUCAAAAUCCACUUUUUCAAAAUGACUCACACAAUAAGAGCAUGUGGAAACAUUAAUCUUCAGUUUCAACUGGUUCAAACUACAGUGCAAAUGUCAAUACGGCUACAAGUUAACAUCUCAGCUGUCGUCAGGUGGAGUCUCUAUCUGAAUGUGGUACGGUGGCUGGGAAGUGCAAUGCACAUUUACAGAGGAUUAAACACUUUUAAAGAGACAGGACAUUUUUACAGUCCUGAAACAAAUGUACAAACUGCAGAUUCUACCGGAAAAGGAACGUACCAAAUUUACUUUAUUUUAUUUUUUUGUUUAAUCUUGAUCUUUUUAAACAUCUGGCAAGCGACUAUGGAGGUAAUCUAGCCUUUUGGCUAAUUCUGGCAUAUUUUAAAAAGUGUGAAUUAAUAUGCAUGGUCCUUUUAGAUUAAAACACAUUUAAAAAACGCUUUUUUUUCUCUCCAAAUUUUAAACAGCUGAUAUUUUAAAAUCACACGUCAGAUCAAGCUGUGAUUGGCUGGAUUACACUAUGAGGUUGUCCACUAUGAGUCUGAACCAUAACGAGUUGAUUUGUUCAUAAUCUCUGAUUGAAAUUGUCCAGAAUUAUUGCUAUUUCUUCAAAUUUCUUCAGACUUUUAUUUUGAAAGGACACAUCAGAAUGGCCUGUGAUUGGCAGGACGGUCCAGUAUUUGGUACAUUCCUUUUUCUAGUUGAAUCUGACGUUUGUAAAUCUGUUUCUGGAUUGCUAAAAAUGUUCCGUCUCUUUAAAAGUGUUUCUGAUUUUGUUCAUUUGUUUUCUUAAAAUAUAAAAGUGUUGUUGUUUCGGCCUCGAUGAAAGUGUUUCUGAUUUUGUUAUUCUGUUUUCUUCAAUGUAAGAAUGUUUUCCAAAAUGUAAACCAGUCUCCAACCUUGUCAAAGUGUUUCAUCCUUUGUAAAUUUGCAUCUCACUUCCCAGCGACCGUGCUGUGGGACGGUGUGAGAUGAGCAGCAGACUGCGUCACGUCAAAUAGAGGAAAGGUUCUCAUUAAAGGAGCUACGUCGAUUUUAAGAAAAUAAUUUGAGCUUCUAAAGUGAGGAGGAUUUGUCUCUGUGUGUGUGUAGUCAAACACACUCACACUGAACAGAGUAGAUGCCAAAUCUCCUGCUUUUACUCUCCACGCUGGUUGUCACUGAAUUCAGCAUUUGGACUCGACGAAGCCCAUGUGUACCUGUUUGUAUGAAUGUGUGUGUGUGUGUGUACGUGUGUGUGUGUGUGUGUGCUGCACUGUAACUAACUCAGUGGUAAAGUUGGUAAAGUUUUACUUGUUCACGUGGCUGCCUUUUUCUGUUGCUGACUGAAGCUCUUUGCUGAUGAGAGGAAAGCCAUCCGACUGUUCAGAACGUUUGAUGGAGUCAGCUGUGCCAUAAAAGUCUCCCGUCUGCUCCGUCCCUGUCCCCAUCCCUGUCCCCAUCCCUGUCCCCGUCCCCGACCCCUAAUCUGACCUGAACACCCCAACAACCAUGUCACAUGACCUGCUGGUAUCAUUUGUAGCAGACUGUAUCACACACUUCCAUCAUUCAGCCCCUGAGAGCCACCGCGGAGCAGCUGCACAGUCAGACAUGCAUCAUCAUCAUCAUCAUGGUCAGGGAAGGUGAAUAUCAUUGUAUUCCAGGUGUGUUUUGCGUUUCCAGGACAUUCCUUGUGCAUCAUCAUCGUUGUUAUUGUUGGUCACAGGCGUCACGUAAAGUGUGGCGAAGUUGGAGAAACGUCCCGUCUUUUCUGCGCACUAAAGCAACGUUGAUAUUUUAAACACUAUUUCAAGACGUGUGUGUUUGUUUGAAUGUUAUUCUGAUCACAGAGCAUCAUUAUUUUUUAACCGAUGAUUAUUGUUGAGGAAAGAAAAGAGAAAAAAAAGGACGGAUGCCAAUUUGUAAUCCACUCUAAUCUGCAGUUCAUUUCAAUGAUGCAAAAGCCGGCGGGGAGUCAGAUUACAGGUGUGAUACGUGAUGUGUAAUUUGCUGUAAUCCCAGAGUCCUGUUACACAUGGAGGGACUGCUCCUCACACUGUUUGCUGUACAAUAACCGUAUGACCUGCAUUAAUAAAUCAAGUUUUUCUGUUUA
This is a messenger RNA of Notolabrus celidotus (New Zealand spotty), 5487 nucleotides long. RefSeq names its product RAB GTPase activating protein 1-like (gene rabgap1l). NCBI's taxonomy places the organism in Eukaryota, Metazoa, Chordata, Actinopteri, Labriformes, Labridae. The record is from RefSeq and is a predicted model, not a curated record. The coding region runs from base 5 to 2134 and encodes 709 amino acids. The transcript is spliced from 19 exons.